AUGGCUGGCGCAGACCAAGAAUGCCACAAGCCCGGCCGUACCGCGCUAACCGUCGUUUCUUAUCCAGCGAAAUUUCAAUUCGUCGAUCAAGGUCCGGAACUGGAAAACUACUAUGCUCAAGACGACUUUGCGGUCAACUGCGCCAGACCGGUCGGGGAGGAGCAAAAGCAAGGCAAUGCAAGCUUUGAGCCAUACACACGGCUCGACAGUUCUGUUGAUGUGGGCUUAUCGCCGACUGUGCAUAGUGGACAGUCUUCGGACGUCCCGCCAUUCUUGUCCCCGACGACCUCAAAUAUUGAGACGGUCCUGGUACGUCCCGCAGAUGACAGCAAGAGACGGCGGACAGCUGACUCGACUCUUUUCCGACAGAGUACCGGCGUCGAGCAAUGGCAACAAGGAGUCUACGACCCUGUUCGUGGUUCCAGCAGCGCACACAAGUACCGAAUCUACACCACCCCGCCUAAAACCUUUAGUCCCGUGGGCUUGAACGGUAUCGUCUCAAUGGACGAAGGACGUCAUGUUUCAAAGGUGGUGGAAGCAGAAUAUCGUCGUUUGGCGGAUUCCGCUGCUGCCAUCAUUCCAGAUGACGCCUUGCUCUCACCGGCGGUAUGGAAGGAAGACUUUUAUUGGCCAAACAUCUACACCACGACUCAAUGUGCCUGUCUGAUGCGCUAUUACAUCGACCAGCUCUCAGGCUGGUUUGAUGUUGGAGAUCCAGCUCGACAUUUUGCCCUCACAGUGCCGCAACGUGCAAGGAGAUGCCCUCCGCUCUUGAACGCCAUCUUCACCGCUGCGUCACGGCAUCUGGCCAACAAUAGACAGUAUCGAUCGGCUGAUGGACUUGUCAAGUACAAUGACAUUCCCUUGCCGAAAUUGACCCAGGAAACGGCCGUGAAAUACCACAACGCAUGUAUUGCAUACCUCCUCAAACUGUCAAAUGAUCAAGAUUGCGUCCGGGAUGAAAAUCUGCUCGCCGCUACUGUUAUUCUUCGGUACUACGAGGAGAUCGACACGACAUUCAUGAGCUCGGACAGCGAUACAUUCCUCCGCCCCUUCCAGGUGUUUGUGACUGCCCAGUCCUCUCCGUAUUCACACAUCUUGGACACGGGUCAGAAUCAGGAAUUCCUUCGGCCGGGUUUAGCAGCAGGAAUUUACGCCAACACACUGUCCUACCUGAGGAGUUUCCAGCAUGCCGCAUUCCGGAAUGCCCUUCGACAGGAAACUACCACGGCGUUUCUCAAGCAACGGGCGGUUCGCCUACCCCUAGAACCAUGGACCAUCCUACAAGGCUUUGAUGAGGUUGAGGAUUUUGUUUGGGCUGACCGGCAUCUCUACCACUGUGCCAAUGUGCUGCAAUAUUGCUUCAAUGGAGCCACGACCAUGCCACACCUGACACAGAUCGAGCGAUGGAACGAACUCAAGCACUUUGAAACGCAAUGGGAGCAGGCCAAGCCGCUGUCGUUUGCGCCCAUUCAUUACCAGGAACCCGACCGAGGCAAGGGGGAGUGUUUCCCUCAUAUUUGGUACAUGGACGAAAUCCAUGUGACGGGUCUGUUAUACCUUGAACUUGCAAAGAUAUUGCUGACGGCAUACAACCCGAACAUGCCGCGAAUUGGGCCCGGAUCUUCGGCGGCGCUGGAGCAUGUCAGGAAGGAAUCAAGAGAAACCGUGAUUCGAAUAUGCGGCAUGGCCAUGUCCAAUCCCUCGUCAAGGCCCGCAAUGGUGCAGGCUUACAUGGCAGUAGCCGUGUGUGGAACUCAUUUCACCGACCUCAUGGAACAGAAGGCGUUGCUUAAAGUCCUAGACAAAUUGAACAAGGACCAUGGCUGGCCGACAGGAAAAACUGAACUUGAAUUGAAGAAAGACUGGAAAUGGUCAUCAUGA
Messenger RNA from Exophiala spinifera, 1884 nucleotides. RefSeq lists its product as uncharacterized. Gene Ontology annotation, cellular component: nucleus. Gene Ontology annotation, biological process: positive regulation of transcription by RNA polymerase II. The transcript has 3 exons. The record is from RefSeq and is a predicted model, not a curated record. NCBI's taxonomy places the organism in Eukaryota, Fungi, Ascomycota, Eurotiomycetes, Chaetothyriales, Herpotrichiellaceae. Gene Ontology annotation, molecular function: transcription cis-regulatory region binding; DNA-binding transcription factor activity. Bases 1 to 1884 code for a protein of 627 amino acids.